AUGUCUAAUCAUCCAGGCCUUCCCAAGACUCCGUUCACGAUUCACGGAGGAUGCAACUGCAAAGCGGUCCGAUACGAAAUCGCUGUACCCGAGUUUCGCGAGCGACCCAUCGCGCCAUACCGGACUCCAGGCGCCGACAUUGGCGACGACAAGAGGAUUCCUAUGGCGGUCAUUUGUCACUGCAACAACUGUCGUUCCGCCGCAGCGGGAAUUCCCUCCAUGGUGUUGAUUACUGAGACCAAGACUGUUCGGGCAUCGCUUGCAGCAAGAGACGAAGGCUUGCCCUUGGAAGGCCCGCUGUCCGCAGACGAACGGGACUAUACUGCUGCGGGAGACUUGUUCGACUCGGACAACCUCAGCGGUUUGAAGUCCACUUUCUUAGGGCAUUACAAGUCCUCGCCAGGGCGCAAUCGCUGGUUCUGCCAACGAUGCGGCACGCCUAUUGGAUACUCUAUCGACAAAGAGGUGAUUCCAGAGGAAUGGGGCUGGCCCAAUAUGCUCGACAUCUGGCUCGGCACGGUGGACAGAUCAGACCUGGAGAAGGACUUCAUGCGACCCGAGAGGGCUCUGUGGUGCGCAAAGGCGGUGCCCUGGGUCGCUGAGAUGGCCAGGAAUGGGAAUGGUGGAAUCGCCGAGCAUCCUCUCACUAAGAUCGACAAAGUCAUGGCUGAUGAUAUUUCGGCCGAUAUGGUGGAACUGAACGCGCUCAAGACGAAGAACGGGGGCACUGGAGUGUGA
Zasmidium cellare ATCC 36951 is the source of this 738-nucleotide messenger RNA. RefSeq lists its product as uncharacterized. The transcript is spliced from 3 exons. Lineage: Eukaryota; Fungi; Ascomycota; Dothideomycetes; Mycosphaerellales; Mycosphaerellaceae. The record is from RefSeq and is a predicted model, not a curated record. The coding region runs from base 1 to 738 and encodes 245 amino acids.